AUGGAAAAUAAGGCAUUGAGAAAUCACGUAAUCAAAAGUCUCCAAGAAAUCGACUCGGACAACUGCGAGUUACAAUGCUACCUUGAGCCGAACUGUGUAUCAUACAACCAUGGUCCGUCUCUCUGUGAACUAAAUAAUAUGACACAUUUGCAAGCCCCUUUGGACGAUAUGGAAGCUAGACAUGGAUCUACAUAUCGUGCAAUAUUUUACGUAAGUAAUAUGGUUGAACCAGGGGCAUUAUAUCAUAUCGGAAGUAUUCAAACAACUUUUGAAUUUUAUUAUUGAUUUUUUCUUAAUUAUUCACAUUUAUUUAUUUUAUUUAUUUUUCUAUCUAUUAUCAUAUUAUUUCCACAGAAUCCUUGUCUGAAUGGUCCAUGUCUAAAUGGCGCAACCUGCCAAACAGGAUUUGGAAGUCAUUGA
Molecule: messenger RNA, 420 nt
Organism: Porites evermanni
Lineage: Eukaryota; Metazoa; Cnidaria; Anthozoa; Scleractinia; Poritidae
Source: the annotation of a GenBank genome assembly